Molecule: messenger RNA, 529 nt
Organism: Brassica oleracea var. oleracea
Lineage: Eukaryota; Viridiplantae; Streptophyta; Magnoliopsida; Brassicales; Brassicaceae
Exons: 1
Coding region: 5-529 (174 amino acids)
Source: RefSeq, a predicted model, not a curated record
AGCUAUGGGGUCCGGGUUCAAGAUCGGAUCAAGUUUCCGUUUAGCCACCGCAUUCACAUGGUGCCUUCUCAUUGCAUCAACCUAUUUUCCAUUCACCACAUCAGCAGCCCGGUUUGAGGUAAGAAACGAGAUAACCAAAUUCCCGGGAAGAAACAGACAACUCUCGUUUGAAUGUUGGUCAACUACCAACGAUCUAGGCUUGCAUGCUCUCAACCCAGGAGAAUCCAAAAGCUGGUCGUUCAAGGCGGUAUACAUCAAGUUACCGUUCAUGUACACGUACUUUCAGUGCAGGUUCUUCGUCGGCUUUGGCUCGCCUGAUGGUCAGAUCGCAACUGUUUUUGCUGGUGAGAGAAAAUUCAGGUACGAAUGCGAUGAUCAGGAGGAAGAGUGCAUUUGGGUGGUGAAGAGAGAAGGGUUAUAUCUAAGGAAGAUCACAAGGGAUGAUAAAGGCCAAAGGCUUUACGAAGACAAAUUGAAACUGGCUUGGAUUGGUGGUACUAACUACUUCCCGAUUUAUGAGGAUCAAUAA